ACACUUAGUCAGGAUGGCGCAGUUCCACUUGCUGGACCCUCACUACGACGAGCACCACAGGGGCCGUCUCACCGCAGAGGGAGAGGUGUUGCCCGUUCUGCGGGUCCGGACCCACGACCGGUUUCUGGAGGAGAUGAGGUACGAUGAGAGGUACACUCCUCUCCUACAGAGGGCUGGCUUGGACGUCUUAUCGUACCAGGUUCGCCGUGGGCUGCCCACUUUCAACCCAGCGGCGUUGACGGCUCUGGUCGACAGGUGGCGGCCAGAGACUCACACUUUCCACCUUCCCUGCGGCGAGAUGACUGUGACGCUUGAAGAUUGCCAGAAGAUUCUUGGUCUCAGCAUUAUUGGUCGUCCAGUGACCGUCUGA
This is a messenger RNA of Zea mays, 370 nucleotides long. Its product is annotated as protein MAIN-LIKE 1-like. The record is from RefSeq and is a predicted model, not a curated record. Bases 14 to 370 code for a protein of 118 amino acids. Gene Ontology annotation, biological process: meristem development; meristem maintenance. The transcript is spliced from 5 exons. Lineage: Eukaryota; Viridiplantae; Streptophyta; Magnoliopsida; Poales; Poaceae.